UUGAAAAAUCCACGUGCAUUAGUUCUGUAUAAUCAUCGAAAGUUUCUGACAUAAUGUCUACAAUAAAUUUAGAAAAUUUCCACAAAAGAGCAGCUGCAGCGGAAGAAGAAAUAGUUUUUUUAAAGAAAGAAAUCGAAUGUUUACGGCAAGAUAUUAAGGCUAAUAACUGUAAAAUAAAUUCUGUACCGAAAGAUGAAUAUGUAAAAUUGGAACAAGAAAAUAUAAAAUUGAAAUACAGAGUGACUAUUCUAAAAAGAACUAUUGAAGCUGAAAGAGCAAAAUCACAAAAUGAAAUGGAAGUAACAGAAAAUAACGUAAUCAGUGUAUAUGAAACAUUAUUUAAUAUAUUUCAAAAAGCAAUUUUAACUACUUAUCCAGAUAUUUGUGAUCCUCCAAUAAUUGUAACAUCUAGUUCUAACCCAAAAUUUGGAGAUUAUCAAUGUAACAGUGCUAUGCCACUUUGUAAACAACUUAGUAGCAAUGGUAUUCAAACAACGCCAAGGGAUAUUGCAAAUAAUAUAAUAUCAAAAGUAGAAAAAUCAAGCUUAAUAUCUAAAUUAGAAGUUGCUAAUGCAGGUUUUAUAAAUAUACAUUUAAAAAAAGAAUUUGCACAAACAACUUUAAGUAACUUAGUAAAAAGUGGAAAGGCAUUUCCACCAUAUGCAAAAAGGCAGAGAGUGAUUGUAGACUUCUCCAGUCCGAACAUUGCUAAAGAAAUGCAUGUUGGACAUCUAAGAUCUACUAUAAUUGGCGACAGUAUUUCAAGGCUGUUAGAGUUUUUAGGGCACGAUGUAUUAAGAAUAAAUCAUGUUGGUGAUUGGGGCACUCAGUUUGGAAUGUUAAUAGCUCAUCUUCAAGACAGAUUUCCUAACUACUUAACUGUAUCUCCACCUAUUACAGACCUUCAAAGUUUCUAUAAAGAAUCAAAAAUAAGAUUUGAUAAAUGUGAAGAAUUUAAAAAACGUGCUUAUCAGUAUGUUGUCAAGUUACAAGCAUUUGAUCCUGAUAUGACAAAAGCAUGGCAAUUAAUUUGUGAUGUUUCUAGAAAAGAAUUCGAAAAGGUGUAUACUCGACUAGACAUUAAUUUAAUAGAAAGGGGAGAAUCUUUUUAUCAGAAACAUAUGGAAGCUUUAGUUAAAACUCUAGAAGCAAGAGGACUAUUAGAAGAAGAUGAAGGACGAAAAGUUAUGUGGGGCAAACGAGAUAAUGAAAUACCUUUAACUAUUGUAAAAUCUGAUGGUGGUUUUACAUAUGAUACAUCAGAUUUAGCAGCUAUUAAACAACGUAUUGAGGAGGAAGAAGCUGAUUGGAUAAUAUAUGUAACAGAUUCUGGACAAUCUCAGCAUUUUCAAAUAUUGAAAAGUUGUGCUGAACGAGCAGGAAUAUUAAGAAGUUGCCAUAGAAUAGACCAUGUUGGAUUUGGUGUAGUUCUUGGUAGCGAUAAAAGGAAAUUUAAAACUAGAUCCGGUGAUACGGUAAAAUUAAGUGAUUUACUAGAUGAAGGUUUGAAAAGAGCACUUCAGAAAUUAAAAGAGAAGGGACGUGACAAAGAACUCACGGAGGAGGAAUUAAAACUUGCUCAAGAAUCUAUUGCUUAUGGAUGUAUAAAAUACGCAGAUUUAUCACACAAUAGAAAUCACGAAUACGUGUUUUCUUUUGACAAAAUGUUAGAAGAUAAAGGCAACACAGCAGUAUAUUUGCUGUAUGCUCUAACAAGAAUACGCUCUAUUGCAAGAGCAGCCAACAUGUCACAAGAGAAAUUGCAAGAAUUGGCACAGAAUACUCAAAUUUCAUUGGAACAUGAGAAGGAGUGGAAAUUAGCAAAAGUAUUAAUAAAAUUUCCUGAUGUAUUAAUUAAAAUUACAAAGGAUUUGUACUUACAUCAGUUAUGCGAAUAUUGUUACGAAAUGUCGUGCGCCUUUUCGGAAUUUUAUGAUAACUGCUAUUGUGUUGAAAAGAAUGAAUAUGGACAAAUAAUAAAUAUAAACAUUGACCGUAUGUUAUUAACCGAAGCUACUGCAAUCAUAAUGGAAAAAUGCUUUAUGAUAUUAGGCUUAAAACCAGUUACGCGCAUGUAA
Messenger RNA from Habropoda laboriosa, 2078 nucleotides. It is a transcript of the gene ArgRS, whose product is annotated as arginine--tRNA ligase, cytoplasmic. Lineage: Eukaryota; Metazoa; Arthropoda; Insecta; Hymenoptera; Apidae. Bases 54 to 2078 code for a protein of 674 amino acids. Gene Ontology annotation, molecular function: arginine-tRNA ligase activity; ATP binding. Gene Ontology annotation, cellular component: cytoplasm. Gene Ontology annotation, biological process: arginyl-tRNA aminoacylation. The record is from RefSeq and is a predicted model, not a curated record. The transcript is spliced from 8 exons.